AUGACAAGCCCGGCUGAGGUGGUGCGCAAAGCCAUAGCGACACCAUCUUCAUGCUCGCCAACCACUACCACUACACUGCAGGCUCUUCUGGCUUCCUCUCAAGAUGCGCACCCGAAGCCUCCGAAGACGCCGGCAAGGACAACAUCCACUCGCAAACCGCCAGCCACGAGGACAGCGAGGACCAAGGCAGCCCCUGCUGCGCCCGCCGAUGCGACCCCCACCUUGACUGCCCAAGAGCGAUACAAACUAGCCACAGAUGUCGUCAAUCUGGCGCUGAAGGUCCUGACCGAUGCGACAAAGACGUCCACACCUUCGCCCUCACCCACACCUUCCACCAAGAAGCCUCUCUCGUCUGGCUUGAGCGCAGUCGCUGAGUGCGCCCGCAUCGCCUUCUCACAUCUUCGUUCUGCACGUCCGUCGGGAGAUGCGUCCCUGCAGCUGGAGACAGGCAUGCUUGCCCUGUCCUCGAAAAUGAUCGCCCUGGGAAUGGAUACACUGGCGAUGAAAGAGCUGCGCAUACUCAAGACGUGUAUACAUCGAAAAUCAGAAGGAGUCAGCCCAGAUCCCCCAACGGAGAAGGAAACUCUCGCUACACUUUUACACCUCGAAUGUCGCACGUCGGAUGUCAAGGUCUUGUCGCUGGCUGUCUCAUACCAUCUGAACGUCCUGAGACUCGUUGCCAAUUCCGGGCGACCUGCCACCAUUGAGGCUUCAUUACCCCAUCUCUUGCUAGACAAUCCUAUCUCUGCCGCCUCGCUCAUGCUACGGUCUAUCGAUUUGUCCGAAGACAAGAACAAAUUGGCAAGACAGAUGGACACCCUCUCGAAACUUGUCUUGUCAAUGUGUCCAUCACAUUCGACCUCGAUGGACCGUGUUGCUAGAGAUGUCAAAACACACGCUUCUCCAGAUGUCGUAUUCGAGCUUCAAACCAUCGCACUUCUUCUCCAGACGAAAUGGUGGCCAAUAGCUGGGCACAGAGCCAAUUUGCAGAAAGAGAUCUAUGAACCGCUGAGUCGAUUCUUGGACGCGUACAAAAGGCGCGCUGAGAACAGAGGACAGCAGGCUUACAGAAAGGCCAUUGAUUGUGUGAGCACUCUUAUCGAGCUAGAGAAACCCAACAGUGCUACUCCACCUCUGCCCUCAACUCUUUACAAGGUACUGAGUGCAUUCGCCGAAGCUUUCGGUAUGCACGAUGAAGCCUUGCGAUACACCGACUUCAUGUCGUCAACGACGGACAAUGUUUCCGGACCCAACAUGACAUUACUCUGUACAAUUCGAGCCAUGGCACUUUGCUUUGAUUGUGAUCGUGAUCCCGAUCUGGCAACACUACAGCGUCAAGCUAUCUGCAACGCUCUUGAAACAUGCACACGUCUGUUGGAUAUCAAUUCAGACUCUGAAGCGGAACAUCUAGUGGUCAAUAUCUCUAAUUUGUAUUGGCGCUGCUUCCAACUUUUAGCUUCCAAGACGGGAGAGUCAUCGUCAGAGGCCAUUUCUUGUCUUCAAGCAUCCAUUGACAUUCUACAUGAACGCGCAUCCAUCCACCAGGAAGCUGGUUUCUUAGCAGCGAAACUAGAGAAGUUCGGCAGCAUAGCCAAGUCGUGCUCCAUCUUGGCUGAAGCCAUUAGAGUUCAGCUUCGCUCUGGUGUCUUGCAUGAUAUGGCACAGAUCGCAGAUUCCAGACCACUUUCUAUCGUUCUACAAUCGGAUCGGAAAACACAAUUGUUAAGCCGCAACCUCCACGAGUAUCACACAUCUGCAGCCAAAGAUUCUGCGAGUGUCGCCUUCUUCGAUGAUGACUCCUUGAAGUUGUCGGAACGAGCGACUUUGCUCGAGAUUCAGCUAGCUUUCUUCGAAGAAGAUUUGUUCAAGCCAUCACACCGUAAAAGAGUAGCAGCGGAUAUGCAAUGUCUGUCCACCAAACUCCUCGGGUUGUACGACAAAGAUAGCUUCCCGCUCCGGAGAGGACGUGUUUGCGCCCGGCUUCUCAGAUUCUCGAACGAGUUUCCGGAUCUCGUCGAUGACGAGACGAAGGAGGCCAUGAUGGCUAGCAAAAUUCUGCACAGCUCACUCAACAAAGAUGAUGGUCUCAAGACAUUUGCAACCUAUUUGGACAUAUCCCUCUCGCUGGCUCAAGCAUUUCAAGCAAAAGAAACCUCCAUUGAGGAUAUCAAGACAGCAAUACAGAGAUUGUCAUCUCUGCUGAAGCAAUUGAGUACGUGGGACUCGAUCUCGGAAGAAGUUGAUGAUGUGGAUACCUUGACAUCGGAGCUGCACUUCGUAGUCUCCUUCUUGGCAAUGAAGGGUCAAGACAGUUCGCGCCUCGAGACACUCGAAUUGCUCUCCCAUCUUCAACAUCUGAGACCUUCGUUGGAGCCAUCACCUGUCUUGAGUACUGCAGCGCAACUUGCUCUGCAAUACAUGAGUCUGGGCUAUUCAUCUGAGGCAUGUCGCAUUCUCGAACAAGACGCACCUCUUCUGGCACAGCCCAAUGUUUCAACUCUUGCAAAGCUUGAAUGGCAUGUUGCCCAGGCAGAAAUCUGGACAACACUAGGACAAGCCGGCCCUGCGGCCAAAUCGAUGGCAUCUGCAAUCGAGUGUAUGCAUUCAUUCCCAAAAGUGGACCACGCAACGAAAGCCCAUGCGCAGAUUGUACGAGCACGAUUUGCCUUCGUAUCUUCGUUGUAUGCAAGAAGCAUAGGACAAGUGAAGCAAGCCAUGGUUCAUGCAAAACGCUAUGUACUGUCAUGCCAGCAGACAUUGACCUUCUUAGAACUUCAACAUGCUCCUCGACUUGAUACCUCAGGCUCAACUACCUCACAAGAAGAGCUCGCCAAUGCGGUGGACAAGCUGAACAUCUCCGAGUCUGGCCGAGCAUCACAGCCAGAGCCAGACCACACUAUGAACCAAGGCGCUGCACUCUCUUCUAUCGUUCCAGAUCUACUCAACAGCUUUCUGCAUCUUGCAGAAACUUAUGCGCAUCAGGGAUUACGAACUGAAGCUUCCUAUUAUCUGGACCAGGCAGAUGUCUUGGUAACUCGAGUUGGAGCGCCCGAAUUGCGUACCAAGAUUUUAGUCCAGCGCGAAGCUCAGGCGUACAUUGAAGGCAUCGAGAUCAACAGCCAAGUCGACGACAGUCAUCUUGUGGAUUCCAUUGAUUUGGUAAAGUUGGGCAUCACACGGGGAGACAUCUUUGCAGCAGAAGAAGAAAAUUGGGAGAGAGCACAGCAGGAGUAUGAGAAGGCUGAAUCUAUGGCUGCUCGGCUUGCAAGCAAGCGCUUCAUCGAGAAGCCUGGAGCUCCAAGACUCCAGCUCGACAAGAGCCGAGUGCUCAAAGCUGCUCCUGUUCCAAAUGGCAAGCGCGCUGUAGCCAAAACUGCUGCGUCCAAAGUACCACCUGCAAAGACGCCCAAGAAAGCAAAUACGAAGGCUAAAACCCCCACUGCCACGACUGCCCCCAACCAGGAGAACGUUCCAAUAUCUAGCCUGUGCUCAGCGACGCUUAGACAACGCGGCCUCCUGUUGAUCAAUCAGGGCGAGACUGACCUUGGCCUGGAGCUCUUGGAGCGAGCCGAAUGCAUGAAGUGCGACUCGACUCAAGAAGUCCUGCAGCAACUGGCAAUGGCAGAAGGGCUACUGCGUAAGUUCGGAGACGAAUUGAGUCUGGAUUUCACGUUCAAUGUCUUGCCUGAGUCGACCAUAUCUUUUCCUGCGCUGUCUACCACUGUCAGCAGAAAGCCCACGACACAAGCAUCACUCUCGUCAACGCCAAUGUCCCUUGCCAACUCCACUACUCCAAAAAAGACCAGCCGGCAGAAGCGUGCUGAUGAUGAAUUUGCUCGCUUCCUCUGUGAAGCACAGGACCGUCUUUCAAACAUACAGCGCCGGUGUGCAAGCACCGCUGGCAUGUCCGUGUUCCACCAGCUAUGCGGCUUGGGCUCGAAGGCUAUGUUGCUACUCUCAGCUCUUAAUGCCAACAUACCCCUCUCGGGAUCGUUGCAUCCUACACGUGCGGCUUGCUCUAUCGAAAUGUCUCGCAUCGAGGCGUUCUCUCGAGAAUUAGACACCGUAGAGGCCGAGAAAGAGUAUCAUAGCCACGAAUCUAUAGAACAGCUGAUUACUCAUGGCUCCAGUAGUCAUCUUUCGGCGGCAAAGUUCCAGAAAGAAUACAUCGACAUCAUUCCCAAUAGCUGGACUGCGGUGUCCGUGACACUGAGCGAGGAUCAAAACGAGCUUUACCUUGUGCGAUACCGAGCAAACCAUGCACCUUUCUUACUGCGUCUACCGAUGACGCGUAACAAGAUGCAGGAUAUCGAAGAUGAUGAGGAGUCCCCGACAUUCGAUUUCGAGUCUGGCAAGGCUGAAUUGCAGGAGAUUAUUGAGCUCUCAAACUACAGCUGCAGCAAGCCUCCUCAAUCCAUGACGCAAGAAGCCAAGCAGAGCUGGUGGGAUGAGCGAGAAGCGCUGGAUCUUCGCAUGCAAGAAUUAAUUGUCAAUAUUGAAAACAUCUGGCUUGGUGGUUUCAAGGGUGUGUUGUCCCAGAACCGCAAAGACCCAGAAUUGUUGGCUCGGUUCAGGAAGUCACUGGAUGGAAUAUUGGACCGUCACCUCCCUUCCAGACAAGGCACGAAAAGCAAGGCCAAGAAGCUCGUUCUUGACUCCAACAUCGUCGAAUUGUUCAUCGGUCUUGGAGACGACCAUGAUGGUGAGAUUGAUAUGGACGAGCAAGUGCUCGACCUUCUUUACUUCGUCAUCGACAUUCUCCAGUUCAAUGGCGAGCGCAACGCGUAUGAUGAAGUUGACUUUGAUGUCAUGGCUACCGAGACUAUGGAUGCUCUGAGGUCUUACCAUGAAGCAGCCAACUCGAACGAAUCCGAUCAAAAUCACCUGAUACUCAUCCUUGACAGAAAGCUACACGGCUUUCCUUGGGAGAGUUUACCCUGUCUCCAGAACGUCAGUGUGAGCAGAGUCGGUAGCAUGCUUACGCUUCGUGAACGUAUCCUCGCCAUGCGUCGUCAGAUGAAGGACAACACCGAAGAAAAAUACUUCGUCAACAAGCAGUCCGGAACGUUCAUUCUCAACCCGUCAGGAGAUCUGUCUAGGACACAGACUACCAUGUCGCCAUUGCUCGACUCUCUAUCAAAGUCCUCAGGCUCAUCUUGGCAAUCAACCAUCAACAAGUCUCCCGCAGAAAGAGAUUUCGCGACAGCACUAUCAGACAGAAGCAUGCUCCUAUACUUUGGUCAUGGCAGCGGCAAUCAAUACAUUCGUAACCGCACCAUCAAGAAGCUCGACAAAUGCGCCGAGGUGGUGUGGCUGAUGGGCUGUUCCAGCGGCACAGUAACAGAACAUGGCGACUAUGAGCCCACAAGUGUGCCGCUCAGCUACCUCGUCGCGGGUAAAAGAAAGAACGACAUCAGUAUUUCAGAUGAGGAAACCAAGACCCUGCGCAACGACAACAGAGAAGGUCUUUGCAUGGCUGUGGUUGCAACACUCUGGGAUGUCACGGACAAGGACAUCGAUCGAUUUGCCGUCAAGACAGGCGAGCAUUGGGGUCUAUGGUCUUCUGCACCUGCACCUUCCCCGAUGGAGCUCGCACCCCCCAAGACGCCACGCAAAAGAGGGAGAUCAGUACCCAAGACACCCUCCAAGACGCCAUCACGCACACCAGGUGGGAGAAGUAGAAGUCGUCUUGUGAUGAGAGACGAAGAAGAGACCAGAAAAAAGAGUCUCGUUGAAGCAGUGAUGCUGAGCAGAGAUGCUUGUAACUUAAGGUAUUUGAACGGCGCAGCGACGGUUGUAUAUGGAGUUCCUGUAUACCUUGGCGAUUAUUAG
Aureobasidium melanogenum CBS 110374 is the source of this 5832-nucleotide messenger RNA. RefSeq lists its product as uncharacterized. The coding region runs from base 1 to 5832 and encodes 1943 amino acids. Lineage: Eukaryota; Fungi; Ascomycota; Dothideomycetes; Dothideales; Saccotheciaceae. Gene Ontology annotation, biological process: meiotic chromosome separation; proteolysis. Gene Ontology annotation, cellular component: centrosome; cytoplasm; nucleus. The transcript is spliced from 2 exons. The record is from RefSeq and is a predicted model, not a curated record. Gene Ontology annotation, molecular function: cysteine-type endopeptidase activity.